AUGGUCGUGGGUCGAUUGUUGCACUACGCAGGCGACGCCUUACUCGUCUCCACAGUGCUCGCAGGCAUCAAGCGACAGACGGGUCUUCAACCUGACAUCAACCGCAUCACCGAGCCUACUACAAGGGGUCUGUUGGAAAAGUACCUCGGCUUUGGAGAGUUUGUGUUUGACAGCAGCGUCGCCGCUGCCCGCGCUUCGUCGCUCUUCCAAAAGGGCUUCCCAGACAAGUUGCACGGUGCACCUCACGCCUGA
This is a messenger RNA of Mycosarcoma maydis (corn smut), 252 nucleotides long. RefSeq lists its product as uncharacterized. Gene Ontology annotation, cellular component: cytoplasm. The coding region runs from base 1 to 252 and encodes 83 amino acids. The record is from RefSeq and is a predicted model, not a curated record. Lineage: Eukaryota; Fungi; Basidiomycota; Ustilaginomycetes; Ustilaginales. The transcript has a single exon.